Molecule: messenger RNA, 2256 nt
Organism: Eptesicus fuscus (big brown bat)
Lineage: Eukaryota; Metazoa; Chordata; Mammalia; Chiroptera; Vespertilionidae
Gene: SV2A
Product: synaptic vesicle glycoprotein 2A
Exons: 12
Coding region: 28-2256 (742 amino acids)
Biological process (GO): chemical synaptic transmission; transmembrane transport
Cellular component (GO): membrane
Molecular function (GO): transmembrane transporter activity
Source: RefSeq, a predicted model, not a curated record
AGGAGCAGGGAGUGGGGGAGACCUGUCAUGGAAGAGGGCUUCAGAGACCGGGCAGCUUUCAUCCGUGGGGCCAAAGACAUUGCCAAGGAAGUCAAGAAGCAUGCAGCCAAGAAGGUGGUGAAGGGCCUGGACAGAGUCCAGGACGAAUAUUCCCGCAGAUCCUACUCCCGCUUUGAGGAGGAUGAUGAUGACGAUGACCUCCCUGCUCCAGCUGAUGGCUAUUACCGUGGGGAAGGGGCCCAGGAGGAGGAGGAAGGUGGCGUCUCCAGUGAUGCCACAGAGGGCCACGAUGAGGAUGAUGAGAUCUAUGAGGGGGAAUAUCAGGGCAUCCCCCGGGCAGAGUCUGGGGGCAAAGGCGAGCAGAUGGCAGAUGGAGCACCCCUGGCUGGAGUGAGGGGAGGCUUGAGUGAUGGGGAGGGCCCGCUUGGGGGCCGGGGGGAGGCACAGCGGCGGAAAGAUCGGGAAGAACUGGCCCAGCAGUAUGAAACCAUCCUCCGGGAGUGUGGCCAUGGCCGCUUCCAGUGGACACUCUACUUCGUGCUUGGUCUGGCGCUGAUGGCUGAUGGUGUUGAGGUCUUUGUGGUGGGCUUCGUGCUGCCCAGCGCUGAGAAAGACAUGUGCCUGUCUGACUCCAACAAAGGCAUGCUGGGCCUCAUCGUCUACCUGGGCAUGAUGGUGGGAGCCUUCCUCUGGGGCGGUCUGGCUGAUCGGCUGGGUCGGAGGCAGUGUCUGCUCAUCUCUCUCUCAGUCAACAGCGUCUUCGCCUUUUUCUCAUCUUUUGUUCAGGGUUAUGGCACUUUCCUCUUCUGCCGCCUCCUUUCUGGGGUUGGGAUUGGAGGAUCCAUCCCCAUUGUCUUCUCCUAUUUCUCGGAGUUUCUGGCCCAGGAGAAACGUGGGGAGCAUUUGAGCUGGCUCUGCAUGUUUUGGAUGAUUGGUGGAGUUUACGCAGCUGCUAUGGCCUGGGCCAUCAUCCCCCACUAUGGGUGGAGUUUCCAGAUGGGGUCUGCUUACCAGUUUCACAGCUGGAGGGUCUUUGUCCUCGUCUGCGCCUUUCCUUCUGUGUUUGCCAUCGGGGCUCUGACCACACAGCCUGAGAGUCCCCGCUUCUUCCUGGAGAAUGGGAAGCAUGAUGAGGCCUGGAUGGUGCUGAAGCAAGUUCAUGACACCAACAUGCGAGCCAAGGGACAUCCCGAGCGAGUCUUCUCAGUAACCCACAUUAAGACGAUUCAUCAGGAGGAUGAGUUGAUUGAAAUCCAAUCAGACACAGGGACCUGGUACCAGCGCUGGGGGGUCCGGGCAUCGAACCUGGGGGGGCAGGUUUGGGGGAAUUUCCUCUCCUGUUUUGGUCCAGAAUAUCGACGCAUCACUCUGAUGAUGAUGGGUGUGUGGUUCACCAUGUCGUUCAGUUACUAUGGCCUGACUGUCUGGUUUCCCGACAUGAUCCGCCAUCUCCAGGCGGUGGACUACGCCGCCCGCACCAAAUUGUUCCCUGGGGAGCGUGUAGAGCACGUGACCUUUAACUUCACCCUGGAGAACCAGAUCCACCGAGGGGGACAGUACUUCAAUGACAAGUUCAUUGGGCUGCGUCUGAAGUCAGUGACCUUUGAGGAUUCCCUGUUUGAGGAGUGUUAUUUCGAGGAUGUCACAUCCAGCAACACAUUUUUCCGCAACUGCACAUUCAUCAACACCGUGUUCUAUAACACUGACCUGUUUGAGUACAAGUUUGUGAACAGCCAUCUGGUGAACAGCACGUUCCUGCACAACAAGGAGGGCUGCCCGUUAGACGUGACAGGGACGGGCGAAGGUGCCUACAUGGUGUACUUCGUCAGCUUCUUGGGAACGCUGGCUGUGCUCCCUGGGAAUAUUGUGUCUGCCCUGCUCAUGGACAAGAUUGGCAGGCUCCGAAUGCUUGCUGGCUCCAGUGUGAUGUCCUGCAUCUCCUGCUUCUUCCUGUCUUUUGGGAACAGUGAGUCAGCGAUGAUCGCUCUGCUCUGCCUUUUUGGGGGGGUCAGCAUCGCAUCCUGGAACGCGCUGGACGUGUUGACUGUUGAACUCUACCCCUCGGACAAGAGGACCACAGCCUUCGGCUUCCUGAACGCCCUGUGUAAGCUGGCCGCGGUGCUGGGGAUCAGCAUCUUCACGUCCUUUGUGGGAAUCACCAAGGCUGCCCCCAUCCUCUUUGCCUCUGCUGCCCUUGCCCUUGGUAGCUCUCUGGCCCUGAAGCUGCCUGAGACCCGGGGGCAGGUGCUGCAGUGA